Molecule: messenger RNA, 916 nt
Organism: Vespula vulgaris
Lineage: Eukaryota; Metazoa; Arthropoda; Insecta; Hymenoptera; Vespidae
Product: invertebrate-type lysozyme 3-like
Exons: 4
Coding region: 136-591 (151 amino acids)
Molecular function (GO): lysozyme activity
Source: RefSeq, a predicted model, not a curated record
GCUCAGAGAGUGGAUAUCACGUCUGCAUUCUAAGGAGUAAAGAUAUCCCAAGAGGAGGGAACGAACUAUAGUCGUGUAUUAUAUCGAGAUUUGUCUAUCCUAUUUAAUAAUUCAUAUCAUCAUUUAAAUAACAAAAUGUCUAGACAAUUUUACCAAAUCGUUGGAAUUCUCGCGUGUUUCCUUACAUUCGCCGGCAUUUAUGCACAAGAUACGCCAUCGGUUUCUAAGAUAUGUUUAGGAUGUAUUUGUGAAGCUGCAUCAGGAUGCAACACGACACUCGGUUGCAACGGUGAUGUAUGCGGUCCUUUCCGCAUAACUUGGGCUUAUUGGGCUGACGCUGGUAAACCAACUCUGAACAACGAAGCGAAUACUAACGAAGGCGCAUAUGCAAAUUGCGUUAACGAUGCAUUCUGUGCUGGACGCACAGUAGAAAGUUAUAUGAACAAGUUUGCUCGAGAUUGCAAUGGUGAUGGUAUUAUUAAUUGCGACGAUUUUAUUCGUAUACACCGUAAUGGUAGAAAUGCUUGCACGGCUCCAUUGAACAAUAAAUACGAAAACAUUUACAAACUUUGCAUGCAAACAUUUGGUUAAUAUUUUGAUCAAAAGUGAUAAACUGAUAUUAUUUUACAUGUAAUGUAAACGCUUCAGGAUUUUACAAUUUAUUACUUUUAUGAUAAUUUUAAUUAUUUACACGUACGCUAAUUAUUAUGAUUAUUUAUAAAAAUCUUUAAAAUAAUAUUUUACAUUCACGAUUAAGCAGCAGUUUGUCAACUUGGUACGCUCGUUGUUUUAUAAGCGCACCUUCUACUUCCAUUACUUUACACGAUUCAAUAUUACGAAUAAGAAAAUGAUUUAUAAAGAGUCUAAGACUUUCUCUAAAAGUUUGUAAUAAAGAAGUUGAAGAUAUCCUUUCAAA